AUGUUGCAGAGGCGGCAACUCUCCUACGCUUUGCUUCCGAAUAAACCGAGUUGCGCCGUGAGCGCUGCACUUCGGAGGAAGUUUUUAGACCAGAAGAGCAGCGAUUUACUCUUUAUUUUCAAGUUCCAACCUACACUUUGCAAACGAGGUGGCCUAGACGGCGGGUCCAGCAGUUCUACGCAACCGUCCAAAUUCCUCUGUGGCAAACGAACCCAGUUUUAUGCUCCCAGGUGUAGUGGGAAAAUUAAAACUGAGUUUGACUUUGAUAGAUACACGUAUUAUAGUAAAGGUUAUUUGUCACUAGAAUCAUUGUUAAGUGAUGCCUUCAAAGGGAAGGGAUUUCAGAAAAUAAAUGAAAUGGUACAAGAAAAGGACAAUUAUCUUCCUCAGAAGUAUAACAAGCAAUUAUUAAAUCAACUUGACAAAGUCCUAAAAAAGGAAUUAGACAAAAAUGAAUUUUCAAAUGUUUCCCUGCUGUUGAAAUGCAUUCAGCUAUACUGUAGAAGUGAUCCUCAAGAAGGUAUAAAUCUGCUUCUUCAGCAAGGAUUGAUAUCAAAGAUGGUUACUUGGUUUGAAAGGACAAGAGAAUUUCUGAGCUUGAUAGAACCCAAAGACAGCAAAUACUUGGUGAAUCUUGUUGAGGACUUCUUUGACACAGCCUUGAUUAUUGGCAAAAGCAGCACUGAAGGAAGAAAGCAGUUGCUUGAGUCCUUCAUACCAUACCUGGGACAUUUAGCAACAGAAUCUAAUGUGAACUGUGCCCUUCGACAGGAGGCUCUGAGAACAUUAAAUACACUGUUGGCUAAUGUCACCCGUGAGGAAAAAAAGACAUUUGCUGUAUCUGAAGAGAUGUGCUUGCUUACGAAGGAACUUGCAAAAACUAUUCAGGAUGUUGGUGACUAUGACACUCAGAUUGCUGUUGUUGAAGCCCUGUUUAGGCUGAUGUUGAAAAAAUGGCGAGAUGAUUUGGUUCACAGUUGGUCUGAAGAUCAGUAUCUUGCUAAGGCUUUCAGAGAAAUCAAGGAUAGAGACUUUGAGACAGAUAGCAGGAAGUUUCUUAAUGAACUAAAUGAAAGACUUGGUGAUAAAAGAAGGGUCUGUUCGAUUCCGUGUAAAGCUGCUCAUGCUGACCUGGUUGAGUUAAAGAAACCUGCUGAUGACAAACUAGAAGAGUUUUGGAUUGACUUCAAUUAUGGAAGUGAGAGUAUUACAUUCUAUUUAGAGAGCCCAGAGGGCAUACUUUGGGAGUCAGUGAGAUUGCUAAAGGAAGACAUCAGCAGUUUUUACCUACAAGAGGAAGGAGGAGAAAAGAUUCUUAAAAUGCUCAUGAGAACCUCUACUGUGAUCAACAAAACAGAAGUCACAAAGAUCAGAAUUCAUUUUGAUAGCCGGUUUGAUAUUUCAGCACCACUCCUUAAAGCUAUGGGAAAAGAUAAAAUGGUAACAUUGGAUAAAGAUGAGAAUGCCAACCUUGGGGAUUACCAAGAGCAAACUGCAACAGUAAACGGUCAGCUGGAGAGGAAAGAAGAUCUUGAAUGUGCAGAUUCCUUAUCAGACAUUCUGACAUCACAGCAAAGCGAUGAGUCUGUGACUCCUGCAACAAAGAAAAUAAUUAUUCCUGCAGCAACUGUGGCAGAUGGGGAGAAAGAGAGCCAACCACUGGAAAACAAAGAUGGCAGUCAAGCUUCCAGCAAGAAGUCUUCAGUUUCUCCAUCAUGCUCAGCGACAUUGGCUGCUCCUCCAUCUGCACCAAAUACAUUGAAAGCUUCUCAGCUGCAACCAAAGGAUAAGGCUGAUGAACCAGAUGUGGAAGGGGAAGCUGAUAUCCAGGUUAGGGAAGCUCACCCCUUAGAGGAUGAUACCCUAGAGAAGAAAAAACAAGCACGAGGUUCAAGUAAGCAAAUGGUGGAAGCAAAGAUGGAUGAAUAUGAAUUUGAGUUUUCAUCUGAUCCAAGCACACACGAGAUGGUCUCUGCAAUGAAGCAAAAAAUAUUUGUCCGGAAGAACACUUUACACAAGAGUCUUGAAAAGGGAAAUGUGAAACUGAACAAACCUGACAGAAGUCUGCCUUCUAACUACAAGAAUCAUCUCUUUUCUGAAAGUAAUCCAGAGACUCUGAGCAAUGGUGUGAGUGAAAAAAGCUGGAUUCUUGAUUCUCAGAAGAACUCAUUGCCCAGAGUGGCAGACUACACUCGGAAAAAGCCAAGGGUCAAAAGCAAGUUAAAAGUAUUGCCGUUGUCUUCUCCAAGCAGUGGCAGUGAUUAUGGUGCAAAGAAAGUAGAAAAUUCAGCAGUGCCUAGGGACAAGGUACAGAGAAGAACAAAGCCAACCUCAGAGAUGCAUCAGCAUACAACCGUUUGUCCAGUUCAUGUUUGUUCAACUCCUUGUUCACAUAUUAGGCAAAAUGGCUUAGAGAUGAUGGAUCCCACUUUCCCAUUAAGCAACAAUUCUUCACCCAGUGCAUCAGAUGUCAGAACGAGCAAGAAAUACGAAGCUGCAUCUAGUACUCUACUCCUGGAAGAUAAAAUCUCCAAAUCUAAGAGGAAAUUUUCAGAGUGGUCAGCUGAUCUCAGUAGAAAGCGCUCAAAACACAUUGAAAGACUGCCCACUAAUGAACUCAGCAUAAUGUUUGAACCAAGAAAACUCUUUACCUCCAUAGAAAUGGCAGAGGAGACACCAAAAGGCCCACAUUUAAAUGAAUUUGAGAAUGAAGUAUUUGCCUCUAAAAUACUUGGAGAAGAAAUUGGUGACCCAGGAGUUAUUGCUGCUUUUGAAAACUUUACAAGCGAAUUGAAGAAAACAUUUUGGUUUAGAUACAAGAGGAUUGAGAUUUACACACAAAAAAUCUUGAAGGCACCUGAACAGAAUAUAUCAGCCUUAUUGAAACAGAUCCAUCAGAGCAGAUUGCAUGAAUUGGAAACCUUCCACAGGAUUGUUGUUAAAGAACUUGCCAAUCUUGAGAAGAGAACAGAGUUUCUCUCAAGCCUUGAGAAGGAUACUGUGGAAUUUUGGACUAAACAAUCCAACAAACUGAACAGUAAACUGAAUGCUUUUUGCAUUCAUCAGAUACAGAGGUUACAGACUAUGGAAACAGUGCUGGAAGACACAAGGGGCCUUGAUGGAACAAUUCACAAUGUAAACAUGUGUGUUAUAAUUCAGUAG
This is a messenger RNA of Candoia aspera, 3162 nucleotides long. RefSeq names its product synaptonemal complex protein 2 like (gene SYCP2L). Gene Ontology annotation, cellular component: condensed chromosome, centromeric region; lateral element. Gene Ontology annotation, biological process: meiotic nuclear division; mitotic G1 phase. Bases 1 to 3162 code for a protein of 1053 amino acids. The transcript is spliced from 36 exons. The record is from RefSeq and is a predicted model, not a curated record. Lineage: Eukaryota; Metazoa; Chordata; Lepidosauria; Squamata; Candoiidae.